AAAUUUGUUUAUAAACGCCUUAUUCAUAAAAUAAAACGGGUGUUCGUGUUCUUACGGUUCUGGAGAAAAUAUUAAACAAAGAAACUGUAAACAUACAGUACCAUGUUUUUCCGAUAAUCGGAUUUUAGAAUCUAUUUUACGUUAACUAUAUACCUAAAUGGACAAAAUCCCAUCGCAGCUACUAGCCAGUAUUGAAAGUAACGCACAGCCACCAUUGAUUUUCAAUUCGAACAUUGAGAACGACUUACCAUUAAUUAUGGCAGCUCUCGAACAGAAUUUGAACUUCAAAGAGGAGCAUUCCGACAGUCGUCGCGAUUCAGAAGAUAACGCAACAGAUGACGAGGAUGAAGAUUCUCCCGGAUGCAACUCGUCACCAAGCAACCGAGUACAACGUCGGAGAUCUCUUCGCUCUAAAUCAGUGGAUAGCAAAUUACACAAAAUUAAACGGCGAACUAUCACGAAACCAUCGCGACUACCGAUUAACCUUAAUGCAUCGGAAAACGAAAUCCGGAAUUACUACAUGAUUAACACCAAGAGAGUCGACCUUAAACCAACCAAUCUCGAAACGAUUUUUGAGGAAGGCUCGCCUUCAGUAGCAAAGGCGAAAUUUUUCGGUAUUCGUAAAGUUCGGCGAAGCCUGAACUGUUGCGAUGGAUUCAACGUUAACAAAACCACUACGAAGGCCAGAAAAAAUCGUGUCCGAAAGCUUCUCGGUGGUGGACCGAAGCUGACCAAGAUGACCAUGGAUACAUUUUUAGAGCGUCUGAAAUCAAUGCAGAACGACAGUGAUGAUGAUACGGGACCAGCUGCCGAUCCGAGAUUGAAUCAAACGGUGUGAUUGUGGCUGAUAUCCUGGCAAUUCGCAAACAUACACUACAGGGGGAUCUCUCAAUUUGUCGACUGAACUAACGGAAUACACCAAGCUGCGUUCACAGUUUCGCAUCAUAGGCUCAACCAUUUGCAUUUGUCGAAAAGUAAAAUAAAUUCUUACAUUUUAAUAUUUAA
Messenger RNA from Malaya genurostris, 1005 nucleotides. RefSeq names its product protein tantalus. The coding region runs from base 158 to 838 and encodes 226 amino acids. Lineage: Eukaryota; Metazoa; Arthropoda; Insecta; Diptera; Culicidae. The record is from RefSeq and is a predicted model, not a curated record. The transcript has 2 exons.